UGUCACACAGCGGAGGCAGCCAGCAGCCGGUGCAAAGAGUGAGCCUACUCUGUCAUUUAGGAUGACUCACUGGAAUCUGGCAUUAAUUUCUCUUUUUCUGGUAGUGGACGGAGAACAACCAAAAAGCUACACUGGACUAGAGCAAGGGGAAGGAGGCAAGACACAUGACAAGAAUCAUAGAGUGAAAUAGCUGGAAGUCCACCCACUGGGAAAGGCUGGAUGGCAGAACCACUGUGCAAUGCUGCUGUAAAGAAAUGCAAAGAAACUAUGCCCCAGACACCAAUAUUUUCCAGCAUGCUUGGUUCCAGUUGUAGUGGACAAGUGCAGCCAGAUAUGGGAGAGAGGUGCGUGGACCCUGUUUAUCAGGAUGGGAACCUUGUUUCUGGAUCACUGGAGGCCUUGAUAGAGCGCCUGGUGCCCACCAUGGACUAUUAUCCAGACAGGACUUACAUCUUCACUUUCCUGUUGAGCUCACGAGUCUUCAUUCACCCACAUGAGCUCCUGGCUAAAGUGGGGCAGAUAUGCAUUAAACAGAAGCAGCAGCUAGAAACGGGGACUGAGGCAGAAAAGGCAAAGCUAAAAUCCUUCGCUGCCAAAAUCAUUCAGCUCCUGAAGGAAUGGACUGAAACUUUCCCCUAUGAUUUCCAAGAUGAAAAAUCCAUGAAAGAACUGAAGGAGAUUGCUCACAGGAUCACACAAUGUGAUGAGGAAAAUGGAACAGUGAAAAAGAUCAUUAGCCAGAUGACACAGAAUCUCCUGAUGGCCCUCUCCGCACGGAGCCAGUACCAGGAAAUCAGAGAGAAAUUCCGGCAACCUGUUACCGACAAAGGCACCAUCCUCAAAACCAAGCCACAGUCAACUCAAAAGGACAUCCUGAGCGUGUGCUGUGACCCUCUGGUCUUGGCACAGCAGCUGACCUAUAUCGAACUGGAAAGGGUGAGCAAUAUUUACCCAGAGGAUCUGAUGCAGAUUGUCAGCCACAUGGACUCCCUGGAUAAUCACAAGUGCCGAGGCGAUGUGACCAAAACCUAUAAUUUGGAGGCCUAUGACAAUUGGUUCAAUUGUCUCAGCAUGUUGGUGGCUACAGAGAUUUGUCGGGUUGUAAAGAAAAAGCAGCGUACAAGAAUGGUGGAGUUUUUCAUUGAUGUGGCAAGAGAAUGCUUCAAUAUUGGAAACUUCAACUCAAUGAUGGCUAUUAUCUCUGGCAUGAACUUGAGUCCUGUGGCACGGCUAAAGAAAACUUGGUCCAAGGUCAAAACAGCCAAAUUUGAUGUUUUAGAGCAUCACAUGGAUCCAUCCAGCAACUUUUGUAACUACCGCACAGCCCUGCAAGGAGCAGCACAGCGAUCUCAGACUGCCAACAGCAACCGAGAGAAAAUAGUCAUCCCAGUUUUCAACCUGUUUAUUAAAGAUAUCUACUUUCUGCACAAAAUACAUACGAACCGCUUGCCCAAUGGGCAGAUAAACUUCAAGAAAUUCUGGGAGAUUUCAAGACAGAUUAAUGAUUUCCUGACAUGGAAGCAGGUUGAGUGCCCUUUUGAAAAAGACAAGAAGAUCCAGAGCUAUCUACUCACAGCACCCAUUUAUAGUGAAGAAGCUCUGUUCAUCGCAUCCUUUGAAAGCGAAGGUCCAGAAAACCACAUGGAAAAAGACAGCUGGAAAACACUCAGGACAACUCUGCUUAAUAGAGCCUGAGAUUUUUUUCAUCUUCUCUGCAGACUUUGAAGCACAUCAAAGGACCGUGUUUUUACAACCUGAAAGACUCGGACUGAGCUAAGACAGACCUCACUGGCUGAGGUCUCUUUUGUAUAUACAGUAACUUUUAUGAAAUAAAAUGUGGUAAAUAUUUCACGUCAACCUUAAGGCACUUAAGUGAAGGGUUUGGGGUUUUUAUUUUAAAUAUAAGGGCAGGGCCCUGUUCUCAGAGAUGAAGUGUAUCAUGGGAGAUGGUAUCCCUGGGAGAUCUUAUUCUAUCAGCAUCCAAAUUUUUAUUUUUUAUUACUUCCACCAACAUAAAUAAGAAUCAACACACACAUCCCAACUAAAGCAGUGUUCAGGUUAAAUACUCCAUUGGACCAGUGUCCUACAGAACACUUGUCUCUAGCUUGGAAGUGAAUGGUCUCCUUCAAAUCAGCGAUACCGUCCGUGCACGUGUGUAAAUAAGUGUUUGUAGAGUCAAGGCCUUAGACACCUGCAGUAAGCGCGUUCCUCUCCUACAUCAGAAAGUAGUGCCUUACAAGGUACUGAUAUCGUUUAGUGUACCUUCUAUUACACUGGACUGGAAGUGAAGAAAAUAAAAAUAUGGAUGUCUCAAAACCAGCCACAAUGUACUUUUUAAAUAAAAUGGAGAAUAAGGCACAUGUCAUAGAAUAUACCUGCCUGUGACGUUGAUGGUGCAGCAAACAUAUUUUUGUUACAUGAUUUAAAGAGAUAAGAUGGGGUAACUGCUGGGGGAUGUGCGUUUGUGUGCGAGGAUGUGUGCGUGCAUGUGUGAAGGUGCACACAUGUCUAAGUUUUAAUACUUCUGGGAACUAUCCUUUAAAUUCUGGCUGUCAGAAUAGUUUGUGUUUUCCUCUUUAAAAAUCAGGGGGGUUUUGUUCUGUUUUGUUUAAGAGAAUGACGUCUAACCUAUAUUAUCUGUGCAAAACAGGCUCAAUGUGGUGGUUUUUUUUUUUUUUUGAAAACAGGUUUUGGAAAAUAAAAAUCAUACAUGAGCUAGGGAGAGGGAAGUAAACUCAGAUGUCCACUUUGAAGUUAAGGCUAAAACUUCCAAAGAAGCUUAAGAAGAGUUCUUCACCACUGAACUGGUCAUUUAAUUCUCGUGUUCCCUUCAAAAAUGCUAGUCUGCACUUACAGGCAAUUAAAGCAAAGACCAACUCAUAAGCUUUUUCUAGCAUUUUGCAAGCCAUGAUUAACUGUCUGGGUGAGACCCCACUGCAAUCUAAGGGAAAACACCCCAAGAAAUUGGUCAAACCUUUGAACCGAGGUCAGAACCAAAAUAAAAGAGGAUCUGCAGACCUGCUGAUGCUUACCAUUUCUAAUUUCUCCUUUUAGCCUUGGGUUUACACCUAAUUUGGCUAUCCAAAUGAGCACCUGAGGAGCUUAUGUUAAGAUUCAAAGUAUUCGUUUCCAGGAUAAAAACACAGAGUUCAGGACUUACUUUCUCACCUGAUCUCUGAAUUAAAAGAGAAAAAAAAAAAACAGGCUCAGAUUAAAAGCUAUUUUGUUUAAUGAACAGAUUAUUACCCAUUCAUUUCUGCUGUCCUUUCUACUAAGUGUUCUCUUAAGGCUUGAGGGCUGAAUAUUUGUAAAGAUAAUGACUUGAGCCAGACAUUUAGGUGGGGUAUUUUUGGGGGUGGGGGUGUUGGGUUAGGGUUUUGUUUGUUUUGUGGGGUUUUUUUUGUGGUUUUUUUCUUUUUUUAAAAAAAACCAAGGCCCUCUAGAGUUCACAGUGGUUGCAGCCUCCCUCACAGAGGACCUCUGCACAAGCAUCUUUAAAAACUAUCAACUCUAGGUGGGAUUUAUCUUAUUCUGCCUUCCCUUGAAGAAGGGGCGAGACUUGCCGGACCGAGGGUCUGGUUUAUUCCAGUCCAGUUGACUCUUCUUGCUGAGUGCCUGCAGCCAAGAGCAAGUGCUACUGUUUCAUAUAGCACCUGCAAUCACUUAGAAAUUAUUUGCUGUAUUGGCCCUGUAGUACAGUGAAAAAUUAACGAGCCUUCCCUCUCUCCCUGUUCCACUCCCCCUCGACAAAUACUUAAAAUGAGAAGGGUCAGCUGGGGUAAGGAAGGGAGACAAAUCGACAUUUUGCUAUUCCCAUAGCAUUAACAUCAAAGAGAAAAGCAAGUUAUGACAGGAAGAAGCAGAACACUGACCGUUAACAAGAAUGGCCCAGGAAAAGGGAAGGGAUAAUUCUUAUGAUCUGCUGCUAUUUUUCCUGUGCUGAAGUACAGAGCUUCAGCCCUGGAUUAGAGUAAGAAUAUUUAUACUGUAUUAUUACAGUGUUUUGCACUUUCAGAGAUGUUCUAGCUAGUAACAUUGUUGGACACUAUAAGAGGGAUUGUAUAUCAGCUUUGUUUAUGUAAUUGAAAUUUAAAAGGGAUGCUUAAAAUUUAAGAAAAAAUAUAUAUUUGAAAUGCAAUUUUAGAACACUUUCUGUAAAUGUAUAGGAAAAAGCUUUCACAUGAAUGUGCACUUCACUGGUCAAUCAGUCCUAGUAUAUACUUGAAAUCAAUGCAGUAUCCACUUCGGUUCCUUUUUAUUUUUCCUCCCUCAAUUUGACACAAUCCUUCAAUACCGUGUUUUGCUAUUCUGAGCUGAAAUGCUACAUAUAAAGCUGUACCAUAAAGCAGGAUAUUCCGUGUUUGACUGGAUGUGCUUGCAUUAAUAAAAAAACAAACUUGCUUCAACCAGG
Phalacrocorax carbo (great cormorant) is the source of this 4411-nucleotide messenger RNA. The record is from RefSeq and is a predicted model, not a curated record. Lineage: Eukaryota; Metazoa; Chordata; Aves; Suliformes; Phalacrocoracidae.